Messenger RNA from Cuscuta campestris, 954 nucleotides. Lineage: Eukaryota; Viridiplantae; Streptophyta; Magnoliopsida; Solanales; Convolvulaceae. The record is from the annotation of a GenBank genome assembly.
UUUCGAAAUUUAAUAUUUUAUUUUCUUUAAUAUCAAAAAAUAUAUAGUUUAUAUUUUAUUUAUUUUUUGAAAUUUUCGAAAUUUUAAUAUAUAAAAUUUUAAUUUUUUUUUUAAAUUUUCGAAAUUUAAUAUAUUAUUUUUUUUGUAUCAAAAAAUAUAUAUAUUAAAAUGUCGAGAGAGUCUGGUAGAAGGUCCGUGGAUAUGGGCGCCAUGAACCGAAGUUUGAGGAAAGGCAAAGCUAAAGCCACCUCCGACGGUGUGACCUCACGCGGUUCUCGAGGAAGACACUCCGUCUCUUCCUUUCCUACUAUCCCCGAUCAAUUCAUCGGGGACGGUAUGACGGAUGAAGAAUUCGACCAAAUUUAUUCUGGUAGACGGGACCCGAAUCUCCCCACUCUUGAUAGUCUAUUCGAAAAUGUUGAUGAAGCAAGACUGGAUAAUCUGGACAGGGACGAGGAGCCUACACCACACAGCAACGACGUCGACGUGGAGGCAGUAAUGGACAUGUGCGCGGCCAUGUCGAUAGCCUCAGCAGAGCAUAGUACGGUGUAUGUUAAGCUGGUUACAGGAACCGCCAUAGCGUGGUUGCUGUCGCACGUUGGGUUAGACUUAACUGAGUCUCGGUCAAAUGGAUGGACGACUCAGAGGCAGUAUGUUGGGGUCAUCAAUGACAAGUCGGAUGAUUUUACUCACUCAUCCAGCCAGGAGUUGGAUCUUUAUGAUUUAAUUGGAACUCUGUUCCUAACCAAAGUAGUCUGCUUGUAAGACGUGCCUCAGCCAAUUACAAGUACGGUGAAAAGGUGUCCUGGUCCGAUUGUAGUAAUAUUGUUCGCCCAACACCAGACCAAGAGCUGAGAGCCCGGCUCAUCAGUUGGAACUAUGUUCCUACCUAAAUAGUUGUCUUGUGGAGUAAUGCCCAAGCGGAACGCAAAAUAAUGAAAUAUGGAUCUUGGC